Messenger RNA from Pyricularia pennisetigena, 699 nucleotides. RefSeq lists its product as uncharacterized. The transcript has 4 exons. The record is from RefSeq and is a predicted model, not a curated record. The coding region runs from base 1 to 699 and encodes 232 amino acids. NCBI's taxonomy places the organism in Eukaryota, Fungi, Ascomycota, Sordariomycetes, Magnaporthales, Pyriculariaceae.
AUGCUCAUCCGAGAAUGCAGCCUGUGUUGCAGCCUGGAAACUGAGAGUCUUACUCCCACCGGUCCGAGCCGAGACUCGGCUGCCCACAUCGCUCUCGCCGCCACUGCGACCAUGGUGGAAAGAAGACCCAAGGACAAACUAUGGGCUGAGAAAGGGGCGGAUGUGAGGGUAAAAGGCUCGGCCGGUAAUCCACUAAAGAGGUCUGCUCUGGGGAGUUUGGAUACCUUUCCCUCUCGAUGGGAAGAUUACUGUGCAUUUUUCCCAUCCAGUAGACGCCGCGCAGCGCCACACACGCGGCGCAAUUGCCGUUUCUCUAAAGUCGAGGACGUGAACGGCCGUGUUGUCAACCUGCUCGGACAGUUCGGAUACGCUUGGCGCCGGGCAAAUCUAUGGUCUUUUUUCAAGUGGAAUCCGUCCUCAAGUUCGACCGUCGCCCGCUCAGCGAGCAGCAGCAGGUCGCGGCUUUGCGACAACAACACGCCAGCGGCAGCGGUGACCAGGUUACAGAAGGGCCUGGCACUGUUCCUCCGCAUUAUCUGUGCGGUACCCCGAGUUGAAGCAUGUGACGUUGUUUUCCUUGGAGUUGGGCCGCUUGGGCUCUUCGGUCGUCUGCGUCGGCUCCGACUCGGUGGUGGUGUUGGCCGUGGUCUACUUGCGGUGGUCUCUUGCUUUGUUGACAGCAUCAACAGCAAGGAGUAA